Molecule: messenger RNA, 2546 nt
Organism: Phalaenopsis equestris
Lineage: Eukaryota; Viridiplantae; Streptophyta; Magnoliopsida; Asparagales; Orchidaceae
Exons: 14
Coding region: 147-2384 (745 amino acids)
Molecular function (GO): nucleic acid binding
Source: RefSeq, a predicted model, not a curated record
GACGAUGUAUGUUAAAGCCCCAACUUUGAUCUGGUCUCAGCGGCAAUCAGAUAAACCACUGCAACACCCCAGCUCCGCUGCUCUCUGUCCACGUUUUCCAUGAGCUGUGAACCAUCGAUCAAAAUCCAGUGAAAUUGAUCACCAACAUGGAAGGCCUCACAGCCUGCUGCAUCGGAGUCCGCUUGCCGCUGCGAAUCCACCCUCAUUCCAGCCAAACCUGCUUCUUUUCUCGCCGCCGGCCAUGUCGUCGUCUGCUUGUGUUCGCCUCUCGCGAAGGCCCGGAGUUUGAUAAAUGGGAACAGAUGGAGCUCAAGUUCGGGAGGCUUCUUGGUGAAGAUCCCAAGUUAACCCUUGCCAAGAUAAUGGCUAGAAAGGAUAACCCGCAUGUCUCUUAUCUUGAUGUUGAAAAGUCAUUUAGAAAGAACAAGGGCAAAAUGGAUGAUAUUACGGACAUGCCCGCAGAUUUAUUGGUGGGUGAAGAUCUCACUUCUCCUGGAAGUCGCAAGACCCAGAAUUUACCAAAGAACAGCAAACUAAAUUUGUCCCGUCCUGUCAUGAACAAAGUUAUGAAACCAAGCAUGCUGGAAAAAGUUACAAGUUUUGCUGAGAUACAAGAAAAACAAUCGCCAGGAAAUGUUGACAAGAAAACUUCAACAUCUAAUGUUACUUUGCGAAAACCUUCUGUUUUUCAUGAUGAUGACAUUGAAGCAGUUAGCUCUAAACUUAAAAUUAAGCCUAAUCUAUAUUUUAAAUUGCGGAGAAAUCCUACUCAAUAUUCUGGUGAAUUCACCCUACUAAAGAAGCCAGAAGUGGUCCAGCUUCCUUCAAAACCUUUUGAAGAGAGUGUUACUUAUGAUAACUCAGUUGACAUGAGCUUUUUAAAUUCGGAAGUUAUGGAUACUGAAGAUAGCUUUGAUGAUGUAGAAACUAAAGUUGUUAUGCAGCAGAAUAGCAAUGAUAAAUCUGCAAAUUAUGAUAUUAAGGCAGUAAGGGUUGAUGAGAGUGGUAGUUCUAAUUUCAGGCAGAAAUCUUCUGAAUUGGAUGGUGGUUUGCUCAUAGGAUUACAGCCUCCUAUGCAAGAAGGCGUUCCGCAAAUUGAUGACCAAUUAUGCAGCACAUCUUUGCAUGGGGACUCAAACAGCCAUAAAAUUGAUGUCUCAGUGAAUGCCUCAUUGCUUGAGAAACCUAACAGGCAAGAAUAUUCUGAUAGAGAAGGCCUUCAUACAGCUGGAUUGGAGACUGCCAGGUCUAAUGAUAAAAACUACAGUUGUUCUGCUGAUGUCGUUAAGUUUCAAUCGGCUGAUGAAGAGGGUAGUCAAGAUCAUGAUUGGAAGAGGAUGGAAAAGAUGCUCAAGUUAGGAGAAAGAGCUGAAGUAGAGCUGAUUAGCUGCAGCAGCAGAGGUUUCGUGGCAUCAGUUGGUUCCUUAAUUGGCUUCUUACCAUACCGCAAUCUUGGUACCAAAUGGAAAUUUCUAGCUUUUGAAUCAUGGCUAAGAAAAAAAGGUUUGGAUCCUUCGUUAUACAAGCAAAAUCUUAGCAUUAUGGGAAACUAUGUUGGUCAGAGUGAGAAUCCUGCAUUAGAUUCCUGCCAAAUUUUAGAAAAAGAAAUAGUGUCAUUGCCAGACAUGAAAUUUGAAGGACUCCUCAAGACAUAUGAACAAGAGAAAAUGAAGUAUUUGUCCUCUUUUGUUGGUCAGAGGUUGAGAGUCUCUGUCAUACAUGCUGAUCGAAGUUUAAGCAGACUAAUAUUUUCAGGGCGACCAAAAGAGAACGAAGAAUUGGUCAAGAAGAAGAGAAUGCUAAUGGCAAGACUUAAUGUUGGGGAUAUUGUAAAAUGCUGCGUCAAAAAAAUUACUUAUUUUGGAAUAUUCGUUGAGGUUGAAGGAGUUCCAGCACUGAUUCACCAGUCCGAAAUAUCAUGGGAUUUUAUAUUAGAUCCAUCAGCAUUUGUCACAAUUGGGCAGGUUUUAGAUGCAAAAGUUCAUCAAUUGGAUUUUGUGUUUCAACGCAUCACAUUAUCAUUAAAAGACGUUACGCCAGACCCACUAAUUAAAAGUUUGGAAUUCGUUGUUGAUGGUGGAACUCGAACUUAUUCGAGUGAGAAUCGAGAGUCUGCACAACCAGAUUUUGAGUGGCCAGAAGUUGAUUUGCUUAUUAAGAAAUUGCAAGGGGUAGAUGGAGUUAAUGAUGUUACCAAAGGCCGUUUCUUCUUGAGUCCUGGUUUAGCCCCAACCUUCCAGGUCUACAUGGCUUCUAUGUUUGACAAUCAAUUCAAGCUGCUUGCCCGUUAUGAAAACAAGGUCCAAGAGAUUAUGGUGCAAGCUUCUUUGAACAAAGAACAGCUUAAGGACGCAAUUUUGACAUGUACUGAUGGGGUGCAGUAAUUGAAGCAGCCAGUUUAGAUUUUUUUUUUUAUUAUUUUUGUAUUAUUUCUCUAUAAAAUAAUAUAUUUGUUGUAGCAUGGAAUAAUGGAUUCAGUUCGUAAGUUAGAAGUAUUGAUGUGGAUGAUUUUUAUUUCAUGCAAGAAUGAGAAUGGCAGCAUAAUU